Messenger RNA from Parasteatoda tepidariorum (common house spider), 1578 nucleotides. The record is from RefSeq and is a predicted model, not a curated record. NCBI's taxonomy places the organism in Eukaryota, Metazoa, Arthropoda, Arachnida, Araneae, Theridiidae.
CCUUAUUAAGGAGGAUAUUUUAUGCCAGCAAAAAUGUAUCCAUUAUCUGGCGCUCCACAUUAUGUAAUCGAAAAAUCGAUAUAGUAACUAGAAUAUAUUUUCAUCGAGUCUGUAGAAUAAACAGAGAAUAUCUUGUUUACCGGCCUUGUUACUGUUUAUUAGUUUAACAGUUUGAAUAUUAUUAGAUUGUCGUUUUAAGAUUGACAAAACAUUACUUCUAGACCUGAUGGCUGAGUCAUCUCAAGAGAACGGUAGCAAACAGUUGGAAAAGGAACUGUUCAAGUACACUUUGGAGUGUAAUUAUGAACAAGCCAAAUAUCUUAUAACUGUUGAAAAUGUACAUGUAGAUUGUGUAGACGAAGAUGGUACUACUCCUCUACAACAAGCUGCUUACAAAGGUGACUAUAAAUUAUGUAAACUUUUUCUUGAUUGUGGGGCUAAUGUCAAUGCAACUACUCACGUAUCAAGAUAUAGUGCUCUUACAUUUGCAAGCUUAUCUGGGAAUAUUGAUGUUGUUAACCUACUCUUAGAACAUGGGGCUUCAACAACAUCUGUCAAUUCUAUCAACAAAACUGCUUCUCAAAUGGCUGCAUUUGUAGGUAAUCAUCAUAUUGUAAGCAUAAUCAACAAUUAUUUGCCCAUUGAAGAAAUCGAAUACUUCACGAAAAUUCAUGGUUUAGAAAAAGAACCUAAGCUCCCUGCAGUGCUUAGCCAACCAGUUCACAAACUUGUUGUUAUAACUAACAUUAAUCCAGUGAAAAUAGCAAUGUUUAUUCAAGCUACUCCUGUUAUUCUUGAUAAUUCUAUAAAAGUUGCUCGUGUUUUGAAUAUAUUGUCAGAGAAAAUGUUUAAAGAUCAAUGUAACGAGCUUUUGUCCUUGAAAUAUCAUCAUUUGGCUUUCGUGUUAAAUGCUUGUGAAAAGUUUUACUUGGAGCAAAAAUCCAAGUGUUCAGAAACAACAGAAAAAUUUGGGAAGGAUGUCUUAACUCCACUUAUCAAGCGGUGGAUUUGUGGAGAUAAAAAUGGUUUUCCUAUUGGCUUAGAAAAAUUUCUCCGCCAAGAUGUUCGUGAAUACCCUUACCUCGAAUGUACUUUGUUUCAACAAUUAGUUCGCACUCUUGCUACUGGGAAUAUAGGUGAAGAACCCAGUGCUAUAUCAAUUAUUAAUGAAGCUGUAACUGGUCAGAGAGGUUUUAACAUUACUACAUCAUGUGUUACUUGUAGUGAUCCUAAUGCUGAAAAGAAAUGUUCUGCGUGUAAAUCUGUGCAAUAUUGUGAUAAAACUUGCCAAAAGCUACAUUGGUUCACACAUAAAAAUUUCUGUGCUGAACUAAAAAAAACAUAUGAAGAGGAAAAGCUGAAAGAAGUGGAAGAAGGGGUGGAGAAUAAUUCUGAAGCUAAAGAGUUAUAAUAAAUUUCUGAUGAGUUUAUUCAAAGGAAAGUUUAAGAUCUUAAAAAAUUUAAAAGAUGUAGUCAUAUAAGCAUGCUUUGUGUAAAAUGCUGUUUGUUUGUCAGAUUUUGAACAAUAUUUUGUCUUUUAAAAUUUCAUUUUGUGCAAAUUUCAUAUUCUUAUUUAUA